Molecule: messenger RNA, 405 nt
Organism: Arachis stenosperma
Lineage: Eukaryota; Viridiplantae; Streptophyta; Magnoliopsida; Fabales; Fabaceae
Product: methylthioribose kinase 2-like
Exons: 4
Coding region: 1-405 (134 amino acids)
Source: RefSeq, a predicted model, not a curated record
AUGAGUAAUUUGAUAGCUGGAAUUGAGUACGCUUUGCUUGCAGAGCACAUGGCUGAUUCCAUGGCCAAGACACUCUUUUUCACUUCUCUCCUUUUUUCGUACAACUUCCGAGCACAAAAGGGACGACUCACCGAGCAAGUCGUGUUCUAUGACCCUUAUAAAGUUUCUCAAUAUAAUUGUUGGACUUCCCUUUAUCUUGAUUGUGAUGCUGAGGCUGUUCGGGAAGACAAUCUACUGAAGCUUGAAGUUGCUGACCUGAAAUCCAAGUAUUAUGACCAGCACACUUCUUUUACUGCAUUAUGUGCAACAAUUGUGGUGUUAGGCAUCAAUGACAAGCUGGGAUUUGUUACAGUUGUGCAUUUAGUGUACAAGGAGUGGAUUCUUAAGACAAUUGAAGAUACUUAG